AUGGACCGUUUAGCGUCGCUUCCCAUUGAUGGGCCAAUUUUUUACUCCGCCUUCCCCACGAAGACUGUCAUCUUCUUGGUCGUUGUUGUUGCGGCCGCGCUCUACUUUGUCGAGAUCAAGGAGGAAGGCUGGGCAGACCAUGUACUCGCAUCAUUCUCGGGCGACCCUGGUGCUACGCCUCUUCACUUUUACAAGGACCGUGACGAGGUGGACCAUUGGGUUCAGUACCAUAUUCCGGAUCCAAGUGCCCCAUUGAAGGAUCCAGAGGUGAUGAAACAGAUCAGCGAGCAGUUUUCCAAGAUCGCGUUCGGGUGGGAAAUCGAACCUGAAGAGUCGCUUGAAUUCGAAAUACCAGAAGAUUACAACGCCAUCGGUACCGCCCCUGGGCCAGGCUCGAAACCCUGGAACUAUUGGUCGAUUUUCGAUGGUCAUGCCGGUCGCCAUACAGCAUACUAUCUCCAAUGGACGCUUCACCCGAGCCUCUCCCGCGCCCUAUCCAACUUGUCCCCAGAAGCUACCUCCUCUGUCAUUCAUUCCACAAUCAAGGACGUCUUCACCAACCUUGAUAACGAGAUCAUGACACGCGCAAAACAUGCCGCAAACUGGUUCCCCACUGCCAACGCAGCCGCUGUUUCCGCACUUACGCCCGCUUUCAGCGGUAGUUGCGCGCUCCUCGCUGCCUUUGAUCCCGAGCAGAGCAAGCUGCGCGUCGCCUGCGUCGGAGAUUCUCGUGCUGUCCUGGGUCGUUGGGAUUCAUCGGAGAGGAAGUACGUGGCGCAACCUCUAUCUGUCGACCAAACGGGCUUCAACGAGAUCGAAGUCUCCCGCAUCAAGGAGGCUCAUCCGGAUGAAGACGACAUUCUUGAUCCGAAGUCUGGGCGGCUGUUGGGUCUCGCUGUCACGCGGGCUUUUGGCGAUCACCGCUGGAAAUGGGACAACACUCUCAUCACGCAGCUGCAAUCAAGAUUCUGGGGAACGGCGCCGCGACCGCAGUCGAAAACGCCCCCUUACCUGACGGCCGAGCCCGAGAUUACGGAGACAAAUAUUGUACGUGCGGAUCCGAAAGACAAAUCAGCCAGGAGCGACUUUAUGAUCAUGGCCAGCGACGGACUAUGGGAUCAUAUCAGUAGUGAGCACGCGGUCGAAUGCGUGGAGCGCUGGCUCGAAGCCAAAGAGCGCGGCAACGGCAAGGUCUCUCGGGAUCCAACCAUCCAGCAGCCCAUCUUCAACAACAGCUUUAAUGCCGACGAAGGUGUAGAAUACGAUGCUGAGUCUGGUCAACAGGUUAACUGGAAGGCCGAGCCCCAGUACUUCGCUAUUGAAGAUGAUAACGCAGCUGUGUGUCUCGCGCGCAAUGCAAUGGGCGGUACGCGACGCGGGCUUUUUCUUGGCUUGCUUAGCAUCCCCGGCCCGCUCUGUCGCCACGCAGUCGACGACACAACAGUCAUGGUGGUCUUCUUCGACCGCAUAAGCGGCGAAGGGAAGAAGAAGCCCGCAGGCGAGAAGAAGAAAAGCUUCUGGUGGCCUUGGUGA
Molecule: messenger RNA, 1533 nt
Organism: Didymosphaeria variabile
Lineage: Eukaryota; Fungi; Ascomycota; Dothideomycetes; Pleosporales; Didymosphaeriaceae
Exons: 3
Coding region: 1-1533 (510 amino acids)
Biological process (GO): protein dephosphorylation
Molecular function (GO): protein serine/threonine phosphatase activity
Source: RefSeq, a predicted model, not a curated record